AAACCUGGAAAAGGAUGGAGGAGAGUUGAGGACACUCAUUCCCUCUUUUAAGGAUACCUUUUUCCUCGGCCAUUUCUUUCUCCUCCUAGUCUCCUUCCUCUACUGUCCACUGUACUGGAUCUUAGCCAGACCGAGAGAGGGGAAGCGGAAAACGAGGGAGGAGUACAUGCAGAGAGAUAAAUAGGAUGAUGAGGGACACCAUAAGGUGCUGCAUCUCCUGCAUCCUCCCCUGCGGCGCGCUCGACGUGAUCCGCAUCGUGCACGCGAGCGGCCGGGUGGAGGAGAUCAGCGGCACGGUCAGCGCAGGCGACAUCAUGCAGGCUUAUCCAAAGCACGUCCUCCGCAAGCCGCCCUCGGCAUCGCUGGACGGCGUCGAAGCCCCCAAGGCGGUGAUACUGCCGCCGGACGCCGAGCUCCAGAGGGGGAAGAUAUACUUCCUCGUGCCUGUCGCGUCGUCGGCGCCGGUGAAGGAGACGACAGCGGCGAGGGGGAGGAGGAGGAGGAGAAAGAAAGAAGGAGAGAGCAAUGCGGCCACAGCUGAUAAGACCAUGCUUCUCCUCAACGAGCGGUAUCUGUCGGAGAUCCUCUCGGAGAAGGCGUCGAGCUAUCGGGACAAGCGGCGAGGAAGAGUUGGCGUGUGGCGGCCGCACUUGGACAGCAUCUCCGAGGGCUCGAAUGAGCUCUGAACAUGGUCGUCUACCGCUUUCCUUUGUUAGCUCUUGUUUCUUCAAGCUUCUUCAUGAGGUGAUGAUAUGUGUCGCUAUAAAGAUCCAUACACUUCUUGGAUUCUGUUCCAUCCUUCUUCGAUGCUACAAAACUUUCUUUGGUGCUUAUUUCUGUCUCGGGUUUCAGAGAUCCGAAGAGAUUGUUCCACGGAGGUAGAUUUAAACUGAGACACAGAGAGAGGCAGGCCAGUAAUCCAAGGCAGAGAUAGCAUGGUUAGGAAACCCCACUUCACUGUUCAUCUUCUCCUUUGCUCAGUACCUGAAUACAAUAAAUGAAUCAUUGUUCUU
This is a messenger RNA of Musa acuminata subsp. malaccensis (wild Malaysian banana), 1013 nucleotides long. RefSeq lists its product as uncharacterized. NCBI's taxonomy places the organism in Eukaryota, Viridiplantae, Streptophyta, Magnoliopsida, Zingiberales, Musaceae. The record is from RefSeq and is a predicted model, not a curated record.